AUGUUGUUUUGGUAUUUUCUACCAGUUUUGCUGGCUGCCUACAAGCUAUUCAAUUUUGAUUUAGAAGACACUUAUGAAUCAAAGGACGGGGUGUACAAAGCAUACAAGACAAUAAAUGGACUCUCUCCAGGUCCACCAAUCAUUGUUGACGAAGAUGAAUGGGUAGAAGUCCAUGUCAAUAACCACCUCCAGACCUCAGCAGCUAUUCACUUCCACGGGGUAUUGCAGAAUGGCACACCAUGGGCAGAUGGUGUUCCGGGAGUGACACAAUAUCCAAUUGCUAGCGGAAAAUCUUAUCAAUAUAGAUUUCAGGCAAAGAAUCAGAGCGGCUGUCUCUGGUAUCACUCUCAUUUUAGGGGAUAUCUGUCUGAUGGUCUUUAUGGAGUGCUAUAUAUCCGGCCACGAAAGGAGAGAAAGCGGCCAUAUCAUCAUAUUACGCUGAAUAUAGAAGAUCAAGAGUUGCUCAUGCAACUAGAAAAGAACCCUUCGUUCCUCAUUGCUGAUGAUUCGUUCAAGCUCCCGAUGGACGAUGUAGUCAUGCGCAUGUUUAGAUAUGGAAUAGAUCCGUUGUGUAUCCAGAGCGUUUUAAUCAAUGGAAAAGGCCGUAUUUAUUGCCAUCCCGAAAGAAGAUUCAGAAAGUUAGCAAGCAAAAAUCCUAACCUUCGUCAUAUUCCCUAUUUUGAUUGCUUAGGUUGUCUUCGUGAUGAUUCUAUCGUUCAUUAUAAAGGUUCGACCUUGGACCAUAACGCCUUGGAGUUUCCUGGGUACUCGGCACCUUGCAAACCAACUUAUUCGCUGCUCCAUAUUCAUUACACUAACAAUACUGAUUGGCAGUACAUAAACGUUCUCAAUGCAGGUGGCCAAUACACGAAGCUGUUUUCCAUUGAUGACCACGAAUUCUAUGUGGUCGCAAUUGAUGGAAUCUUUGUGACACCGCAGCGGGUCUCGAGCGUUGUUCUUCCUGUAGGGUCUCGAUUUACAAUCUGUGUCGAAACAAGAAAAGAACAGCACGAGAAUGCCAAUCUUCCUUUCUUCAUACGAUUCACCACAACACAUGCACCGCAAUUUGUGGAAGGCCUAGCUAUUUUACAGUAUGGCCCGCCCCCUAAAAACGAUCAAGAAUCUGACUGUAGCUUACUUGGGAAGGCUAACUUGGAUCUUUACACGAAUGGUAUUCGAUACACAGAUCUUGAUGGACAUCUAAUAGAACCAAAUAGAAAGGCGAUUUGGCCGCAGCAAACACGCCCCUAUGAGGAACAAAACAAACUCAAGCACAAAAGUGCCGCCGAUGUCACUUUUCCAUUCUAUCUCCACAGAUUCGAACUUGUACAGUUUAGUAUGUUUCGAGAUGGAAGUCAAUUACCUCUCCAUAUGGAACUUAAGAAGCCUCUCUUAGAUAGCCUCGCUGAAGGCGAAUUUUCUCAAUUGAAGCUGCUUCCUGCAAUUCUUCAGCCCCCUGUUCGAAAAGGCCAAGUGAUUGAUUUAAUUCUUGACAAUUACAAACACAUCAAUCAUCCUGUUCAUAUGCAUGGACACUUUGUCCAUGUAAUAAGCUACAGUGAUAAAGAGAAUUUUCCGUACAAGACGGUACAAGAGGCAAUAGAAAACGGGUAUACAAAUUUAAAUUUGGAGGACCCGCCAUAUCUUGAUGUCGUGUUGGUGCCUGUUGGAGGGCAUGUGGUGCUCCGUUUCGAGGCAGAUAACCCAGGAAUCUGGCUUAUUCACUGUCACAAUAUAGGCCAUUUGAUGGGAGGAAUGGGAGCAGUUUUGUUGGAGUCUUUGGACGAAAUUCCUCAAACUGCACGAAAUUGA
Molecule: messenger RNA, 1812 nt
Organism: Australozyma saopauloensis
Lineage: Eukaryota; Fungi; Ascomycota; Pichiomycetes; Serinales; Metschnikowiaceae
Exons: 1
Coding region: 1-1812 (603 amino acids)
Molecular function (GO): copper ion binding; oxidoreductase activity
Source: RefSeq, a predicted model, not a curated record